Trichoderma atroviride IMI 206040 is the source of this 1006-nucleotide messenger RNA. The record is from RefSeq and is a predicted model, not a curated record. Lineage: Eukaryota; Fungi; Ascomycota; Sordariomycetes; Hypocreales; Hypocreaceae.
CUUUUUCUCUUUUUUUCCUCAAUUUGCGGUGAUGAGAUGGUGUAAGUGCUAAUUACGUGCUGCUGUCUAGCUGUGAUGAGCAACUCGUACAAACAAUAGUCGCGUCAGCCUUUUCUGUACAGUUGACCUAUAUAUCGCCAUGUCCUCAACGCUGAUUGUACUCCAUCCUCAACAUCUCGUCACCGCAACCAAACUCACAACUCAACUUUCAAAUAGUAGCAGUACCCCCAGCAAUCGGAGUCUCAACCCGACGCCGCGACUCACAUCCCCGCGAAUCAGUUACUCUUUACAGCCAAAAGAAACCACAGGCGGGGAAAAAAAGAAACCACAUCGUCACUGCGGCUUCACGAUUCGGGCUCGCGUUGGUCCUAGCGGCGAGCUCUUGAGAGCGAUGCCUCGGCUCAUCGACUGCCCGUGCCGCUAGGCUUUAGGGGAAAGAGGGAAAUGGAGCAUUUCGUCCCUUUUUUUUUUGUUCCAUCUUUGCUUCUGGGCGUGCGGGGUUUCGGUUCGUCCACAGUGGAUCGAGCAAGGGAGGUGUUGGUAAAAAAAAAAACAAAGGCUGGGAUUCCUGGCCUGUCACGAUGCAUGCGUAUAUACGCUCGACGCGGCCCAGCCCACAUUCAGCAAUCACGGCGACGUCUUGAAUCCGGCAAGUUGAGAAGAUUGCCAAUGCUGUUCCUCAGAUACAGUGCGCUUUGAAAAGGACUUUAAUGUCGUGGAAGGGGUUUGUCGCGUGGUCGGUUGCGCUGUGUUGCGGAAGCUUGGCUUGACCUGUGCUUCGCAGCUAACACUGCUUAACCGAACUUGUGGUGACUAGGAUUAUAUGAUGUUGAUGAAUGUUUGGCAUCGAGGCCAAGUCUGGGAUGUUGAGCACCUGACGCUGGGUGUUGUGGGCAAUAUGCAUGGAAGAUGUCACCAUCAGCUCGUCACAAUGCUUAUAAUCUAAUGCAGAGAUGCAGCAGUGAAAACGGACCUUUAACAGCAAAGAAUUUUAUUUUGAUAAAUC